UGGUGUCCACGAGGUGAUCUGGGGUAAACAUUAAGAAAAAUCCUUUCACAAUGGAAAAGUUUGUGAACCCACUGAUAGACCAUGACGUAGAUUCUCAGUUUAUGGCUAUAUUAGCUGCAGUUAUCGCAAUUAUUGUAACUAUAGUAUUGUUUGCCAUAUGGCACCGGAGAAGGUCUAUAGGAAACAAUAUAUUAUUAACUGGUCUCAGUGAUGCUGGUAAAACACUAUUAUAUGCACGUCUACUAUGUUCCAAAUUUAUUAAAACGCAUACAUCUGUAAAAGAAAAUGUAGGUGACAUUAUAAUUAAUAAUCGAUCCUUGAAAAUUGUUGAUAUACCAGGACAUGAACGUCUGCGUUAUAAAUUUUUUGAUCAGUUCAAGUCAUCCGCAAAAGGACUUGUCUAUGUGAUUGAUUCAGUAACUUUCCAAAAGGAUAUUCGAGAUGUCGCAGAAUUUUUAUAUAACUUACUCUCUGAAUCUGCUAUACAAAAAAAGUCUGUACUUAUAUUAUGCAAUAAACAAGAUCAGACUAUGGCAAAAGGUUCAGCUGUUAUAAAGACUUUAUUAGAGAAAGAAAUAAAUUUAUUACGUAUGACAAAAACAAGUCAAUUGGAAGCUACAGAUGCAUCAGCAAGAAAUAUUUUCCUUGGCGAGCAAGGAAAAGAUUUUGAAUUUUCUCAUCUAGAUAUAAAUAUUGAAUUUGCAGAAUGUAGUGCAUACAAUAAGGAUUCUGAAACUUCUGCAGAUAUUGAACAAUUAAACAAUUGGUUAAAAAAAAUUGUAUAA
Eufriesea mexicana is the source of this 785-nucleotide messenger RNA. It is a transcript of the gene SrpRbeta, whose product is annotated as signal recognition particle receptor beta. Gene Ontology annotation, molecular function: GTP binding; GTPase activity. The coding region runs from base 51 to 785 and encodes 244 amino acids. The record is from RefSeq and is a predicted model, not a curated record. The transcript has 4 exons. Lineage: Eukaryota; Metazoa; Arthropoda; Insecta; Hymenoptera; Apidae. Gene Ontology annotation, cellular component: Golgi apparatus. Gene Ontology annotation, biological process: intracellular protein transport; Golgi to plasma membrane protein transport; protein localization to Golgi apparatus.